CGGCGUUACCUCUCAACACCAUUAAAAUGAUUAAAACUUAUUCCUUCUUUUAGUCAACAACCAAAAUCCCCAAUGCGGCUCACUUGGGAGAAUACAACCUCAAUCGGUCUCAUUUACGUCACAGCACUCGUCUACGUGAUCGCUUAGUAUCUUCGCUCAAGCGACGAAGGUUUCCCCUCAAUACCAAGGUAGGCGACAGUUGGCGCAAUUUCCUUAACAUACCUAGGUACUCUCUAACCUACUACGCACUCAAUCUCGAUCCCGCUGGAAAUGGUGCAUAACGGAAAUAGUAAGGGAAAUAGGCCUCCCACGACCGCCACGCCAGACCUGCCAGGCCUGCCAUAGAAACACCAACACUCUCGACGCCCAACAUCUUCAAAAAAUCAUGGCUCAAAACCAUCCCGCACAACCCAAGUCUGUUCUUAGGGGUCAUCGUACUCAGGUGCAUGCUACUGCAUUCAUUAGAGGUAACCAAAGACUAGCAUCUGGAGAUGUGGAGGGCCAUGUGGUACUGUGGGAUUUGACUAUCAUGCGCCCGCGAGCGGUCUGGCGUGCCCAUACAAACGCGAUCCUCGGCAUAGCCGACUGGGGAGACAACAGAAUAAUUACACACGGUAGAGACAAUCGGUUGAUUGUAUGGAAGCUCGAUGCUCAAGAUGAGAUUACGAUGAGCACUGCUCUCCCCCUCGAUGAAUCAGUACCCGGGCGGCCUCAACCAUGGAUCCUACAUAUCCUUGAAGUUAACACUAUGAACUUUUGUUCCUUUGCGUCGUGUGACACCGGACCGGGGGCUACCGAUGAUGAACUCCUCAUCGCCGUCCCUAACACAUUACAAACCGAGGCUGUAGAUAUUUUUCAACUCCCAAGCCAAACUCGCCAACACACUAUCGGUCUAGGGGGCAAGACUGAAAAACAGGGUAUGGUGAUGUCGCUGAGUUUAUUUUGGCUCCAGGAACAUCUUACUCUUAUCGGUGCCUAUGAAUCUGGUCUUACGGUAGUGGCGCGACUUGGAAGAAGUGAAACAUGGGACAUACUGUAUAGGGCACAAGUACAUACUCAACCGGUGCUCUCACUUGAUGUCGCGCCAGAUAAAGACUUUUUCUUGACUUCUGGUGCUGAUGCCAUACUCGCAAAACAUCCGAUUCCUACUCCUAUGGAUCUCUCUAUCCAAGAACCACGAACUUCAAAAUGGGAAGAAAGUGAAAACAAGAAAGUUCCCGACCCAUCAAUUCUCUCUUCUGCCCUUAGAUCAGGACCGCCACCCGCGCCCCCCUUAAAAAAGCAGGACCUGAUCAUUGAAACUCAAGCUUUAAAGACUAUUAAUACUAAACACUCAGGGCAGCAAGGAUUGCGCAUCCGAUCAGAUGGUAAAAUCUUUGCAACUGCAGGUUGGGAUUCAAAAGUACGCGUCUAUUCGACCAAGACUUUGACUGAAUUAGCGGUGUUGAAGUGGCACGAAGUUGGCUGUUACGCCGUCGCCUUCAUGGCCUUAUUAGAAGGACAAAGUUUAGACGAAACGAAACGGAAUAAUCGCAGUGUAAAUGCCACGGAGGAAUCUGAGAAUCAUGUGGCUAUUAAUGACAGUCGAGAUAACACUACAGUGGCCUUACCCAAAUUGGGUCAGCUCAGCGUUAAAGAUCGGCGAAUCAAGAUGGCUAAAGAAGCUCAUUGGUUAGCAGCAGGUAGCAAAGACGGAAAGAUCAGUUUAUGGGAUAUUUAUUGAAUCUAGACCAGCCUUCAAAAAUAAAAGAAAAACCAGUAUGUCCCCAGCACGAUUCAGUAAUCACAACCAAAAUG
This is a messenger RNA of Hypoxylon trugodes, 1797 nucleotides long. Its product is annotated as WD40 repeat-like protein. The coding region runs from base 386 to 1723 and encodes 445 amino acids. The record is from RefSeq and is a predicted model, not a curated record. The transcript is spliced from 3 exons. Gene Ontology annotation, molecular function: protein binding. NCBI's taxonomy places the organism in Eukaryota, Fungi, Ascomycota, Sordariomycetes, Xylariales, Hypoxylaceae.